Molecule: messenger RNA, 843 nt
Organism: Nerophis lumbriciformis (worm pipefish)
Lineage: Eukaryota; Metazoa; Chordata; Actinopteri; Syngnathiformes; Syngnathidae
Source: RefSeq, a predicted model, not a curated record
AUGAAGUUUCGGGGAAAGAUUGUCGAAGUGGCCUGUCUCAACCAUUUCACACGAGUGGUGAGCACCAUCUCCAAGCUGACCAAGGCGUGCGUGCUGCGUCUGACAGCAGAUCAUCUUUUCUUCGUCCUCUGCGGUAAAGUGGCGGGGGGAGGUGUGGCCAUGUGGUGCGAGUUGGCCCAGGCCAACAUAUUUGACGAGUACCAGAUGGAGGGCAUGAGCGCCCAGGAUAACCAGAUUUGCCUGGAAGUGAUACCGGAGAACAUCUUCCGCGCCCUCAGGACCGUCCAGAAUGCCAAAAGCGUCAAAGUCAAGCUGACCAACAAGCACUGCCCUUGCCUCACCAUCGCCGCUGAGCUACCCACCAUGUCCAGCAUCAGCCGUGUGGUCACGCAUGACGUCCCUGUCGAAGUGGUCCCCCGCCGCCUGUGGCACGAGUUCCAAGAGCCUGGCGUGCCCGACUUUGACGUCAGCGUCUACCUGCCGCCGCUGAAGAUCAUGAAGAACGUGGUGGACCGGAUGAAGAACCUCUCCAACUUCCUAGUGGUGGAAGCCGAUGCGAGCGGCCAAAUGACCCUGAAGAUCGAGACGGACCUGGUGUCGGUCACCACUUACUUUAAAGAUCUAGGAAAUCCUCAGUGGGAUGAGCGUGACACCCGAGACGGUGGUGACGCUGACGUGACUGCGGAGGCUCGCGUGGACAUCAGAAAGCUGCAGCAGUUCUUGGUGGGUCAGCAGGUCAACCCAAGCAAGGCCAUUUGCAAUAUCGUCCACCAGAGGGUGCUCCACCUGAUACUUCUCCACGACGAUGUUUCCUUGCAGUACUUCAUACCCGCAGUGGCCUAG